This is a messenger RNA of Branchiostoma floridae (Florida lancelet), 1808 nucleotides long. RefSeq names its product tripartite motif-containing protein 2-like. Gene Ontology annotation, biological process: positive regulation of DNA-templated transcription. The transcript has 3 exons. Gene Ontology annotation, molecular function: protein binding; ubiquitin-protein transferase activity; zinc ion binding. Gene Ontology annotation, cellular component: nucleoplasm; chromatin. The coding region runs from base 246 to 1808 and encodes 520 amino acids. Lineage: Eukaryota; Metazoa; Chordata; Leptocardii; Amphioxiformes; Branchiostomatidae. The record is from RefSeq and is a predicted model, not a curated record.
CAUGUAAAAAUGCUAUCAUGAUGAUCAAUAUAAAAUUGAAAGGUCCUUCCAACAAUAUAGAUGCCGGUUUAAAUUGUAUUUUGUGCAAUGGUUAUAUAAUAUGCAAAUAUUGGUACUAUACAUGUUAGUACCUGAAAUGGACCACUGUGUGUGUCUUCCUCAACCAUUGGACUGGCCCAAAGCAAACAUGUACUAUGUAAGCUGUACUUUGGCUUGAGGUGGGGCUGCCACUUAGGAAUACAAUCAUGGCGGCUGCAUCGCCAAGUUUGGGGACACAAUUCAUGGAAGAACUGACCUGCAGUAUCUGCCUGGAGCUGUUCACCAGGCCCAAGAUGCUGCCCUGUCAGCACACCUUCUGUCAGGACUGUCUACAGGACCUUGCAAGCAGGAAAGUGCCCUUGCGGUGCCCAAACUGUCGUCAGCAGGUCAGGCUGCCACCCCAGGGGGUCGCAGGUUUGCCAGACAACCACCUGGUUACAAGUCUGUGUGAGAGGCUGCAAAACCAGGCUACACUGUCAGGGGAAACAAGGGAACAACCCCAGUCUGGACACAGGUGCAGUUUUCACCCCUCUGAGAAGCUAAAACUCUAUUGUAAACCAUGCCAAGUUCCUCUGUGUGUAGACUGUGUAGAAGAAGGCCAUGAUGGACAUCCGAACAUAAGUCUUGCAAAAGCCACACAGGAAAGAAGAUCCUCUGCCCAGGUCUUAAUCAGUGAGGGGAGGAGCAUUUUAGAAAGUUACAGCAGCUUCAUCAGAGGCCUGAGGGAAAAAGAGAAAACCCUGAUUGAACAGAAACAGCAGACAGACAACAGCAUAAUUCAGACCUACAACCAAAUAGUGCAGAAACUCACAGAGAAAAAAGACCACCUCUUGUCUGAAUCACAACAAAAUUACAACAAGAACUUGGUGAAAAUACAGACUGAAAGGGACAGAGUGUUAGCAGAUGUCAAUGAACUGUCUGCUGCCUGUGAUCAAGCAGAACAAGAACUGCAGCAGGGAUGGGUCGAGAUUCUCAGUCAGCAAACCGCUUUGACAGACAUUGUAGGAAAGUACAGAGGAAAAGCAGCACCAACUCCUGUACAAACCCAGCCUGCUGUCUUUCAGCCCACAGACACCACAGUGCCAGUAUUGGGACAUGUGACGGUCCAGUCUCUCCCAUCUGCACCAAUCCCAGCAGAACCUGCACCAAUCCCAGCAGAACCUGCACCAAUCCCAGCAGUCCCUGCAGCAGGGGGCACAGGUCAUCACCAUGGUAACCAAAGGCAAGAGAAGCCUCUGUCUCAGAGGGUGACAUUUGGUCAAGAGGGAUCAGGAACAGGACAGUUCCAGGGUCCAUAUGGUGUUGCAGUGUCAGAUGAAGGUGAGAUCUUUGUAGCAGACUAUUGGAACCAGAGAAUCCAAGUUUUCACCCUGCAGGGAACAUUUGUGAGACAGUUCCCAACAGUUGUGUCAGGUGAAGAGAAGAUGAAACCAUAUGAUGUGGCCAUGGACGGAGAGGGGAACCUGUGGGUGGUGGGGGUGACACGCUCUGAUGAAUUUGCUGUACUGUAUAACAAACAGGGCAGGGUGCUGAGGAUGUUUGGCUUGCAGAAGACAGGGAGGAGCAGAGGAGUUGCCAUGGACACCAGGAGGAACAACAUCCUCAUCACACAAAUCACAGGAGACAGGCCCAACCACCAUGGUGAAGUUUUGGUGUUCAGGCCAGACGGGACACUUGUGAGAACUGUGGGUCAGCAGCAGGGGAUGGGUUACCCAGGAUACAUCACUGUGGACGGGGAAGUGAACAUUCUUGUGUCAGACUGGAUAUGA